Messenger RNA from Euleptes europaea (tarantolino), 2289 nucleotides. It is a transcript of the gene DDX1, whose product is annotated as DEAD-box helicase 1. The coding region runs from base 20 to 2242 and encodes 740 amino acids. Gene Ontology annotation, molecular function: protein binding; nucleic acid binding; RNA helicase activity. NCBI's taxonomy places the organism in Eukaryota, Metazoa, Chordata, Lepidosauria, Squamata, Sphaerodactylidae. The transcript has 26 exons. The record is from RefSeq and is a predicted model, not a curated record.
UCGCUGGAGGAGCGCGAGCAUGGCGGCGUUUUCUGAGAUGGGUGUUAUGCCGGAGAUUGCUCAAGCUGUAGAAGAGAUGGACUGGCUUCUUCCCACAGAUAUCCAAGCAGAGUCUAUCCCAUUGAUUUUAGGAGGCGGUGAUGUACUUAUGGCUGCAGAAACUGGAAGUGGAAAAACUGGUGCAUUCAGCAUCCCAGUUAUUCAAAUUGUUUAUGAAACUCUGAAGGACCAGCAGGAAGGCAAAAAAGGAAAAACCACCAUAAAAACUAGUGGGGGAGUGCUCAACAAAUGGCAGAUGAAUCCAUAUGAUAGAGGAUCUGCAUUUGCGAUUGGAUCCGAUGGCUUCUGUUGCCAAAGCAGAGAGAUAAAGGAAUGGCAUGGAUGCAGGUCAACAAAAGGAGUGACUAAAGGAAAAUAUUAUUAUGAAGUGGCCUGCCAUGAUCAAGGGUUAUGCAGAAUUGGGUGGUCCACUCUGCAAGCUUCAUUAGACUUGGGCACUGACAAAUUUGGCUUUGGCUAUGGUGGAACUGGGAAGAAAUCUCACAACAAACAGUUUGAUAGUUAUGGGGAGGAAUUCACUAUGCAUGACACAAUAGGAUGCUAUCUAGAUGUAGAUAAAGGGCAGAUAAAAUUUUCCAAAAAUGGAAAAGACCUGGGGCUUGCAUUUGAAAUUCCAGCACACCUAAAGAACCAAGCACUCUUUGCAUCUUGUGUUCUAAAGAACGCUGAAUUGAAAUUCAAUUUUGGCGAAGAAGACUUUAAAUUUCCACCCAAAGAUGGCUAUAUUGCUCUUGAUAAGGCUCCUGAGGGUAGCGUUGUGAAAUCUGAUCAUGCAGGAAGUGCACAAGUAGCCCAAACGAAGAAUUUCCCAAAUGCUCCCAAAUCCUUGAUUGUGGAGCCAUCUAGAGAGCUAGCAGAGCAAACUCUGAACAACGUGAAACAGUUCAAAAAAUACGUUGACAACCCUAAGCUAAGGGAACUCCUAAUUAUUGGUGGUGUUGCAGCAAGAGAGCAACUCUCCGUAUUGGAGCAAGGGGUGGACAUUGUUGUGGGAACCCCUGGAAGGCUGGAUGAUCUCGUGUCAACCGGAAAAUUGAAUUUGUCUCAGAUCAGGUUCCUGGUUCUUGAUGAGGCGGAUGGCCUGCUCACCCAAGGUUAUACAGACUUCAUCCACAGAAUUCAUUCUCAGAUUCCUCAGAUAACUUCAGAUGGGAAGAGGCUACAGGUAAUCGUGUGCUCUGCAACACUUCAUUCAUUUGACGUGAAGAAGCUGUCAGAGAAGAUCAUGCACUUUCCCACUUGGGUCGACUUGAAAGGUGAAGAUUCUGUCCCAGAGACGGUGCACCAUGUUGUGGUCCCCGUGAACCCGAAAACUGACAAACUCUGGGAAAGGCUUGGCAAAAACCACAUCCGGACUGAUGAGGUACAUGCAAAAGACAACACAAGACCUGGUGCUAAUAGUGCAGAAAUGUGGUCAGAAGCAAUUAAGAUUCUAAAAGGAGAGUAUACCGUUCGGGCCAUCAAGGAGCACAAGAUGGAUCAAGCAAUUAUCUUCUGUAGAACUAAAAUAGACUGUGACAACAUGGAACAAUACUUUAUCCAGCAAGGAGGAGGUCCAGAUAGGAAAGGACAUCAGUUCUCAUGUGUCUGCCUGCAUGGUGACAGAAAGCCUCAUGAAAGAAAACAGAAUUUGGAGCGCUUCAAGAAAGCGGACGUCAGAUUUUUGAUCUGCACUGAUGUGGCUGCUAGAGGAAUUGAUAUCAGCGGUGUUCCUUAUGUUAUCAAUGUCACGCUUCCGGAUGAAAAACAGAACUACGUUCAUCGUAUUGGCAGAGUGGGAAGAGCUGAACGGAUGGGUCUGGCUAUUUCCCUUGUGGCAUCAGAGAAAGAAAAGGUUUGGUAUCAUUCAUGCCCCAGUCGUGGGAAGGGUUGCUAUAAUACAAGACUGAAAGAUGAGGGCGGCUGCACCAUUUGGUACAAUGAGAUGCAGCUGUUGGGCGAAAUAGAAGAACACCUGAACUGUACCAUUUCCCAGGUUGAGCCAGAUGUUAAGGUCCCAGUGGAUGAUUUUGAUGGCAAAGUCACAUAUGGACAGAGGAGGGCUGCUGGUGGUGGAACCUAUAAAGGCCAUGUGGAUAUUUUGGCACCUACCGUACAGGAGUUGGCUGCCCUUGAAAAGGAGGCUCAGACAUCUUUCUUGCAUCUUGGCUACCUUCCUAACCAGCUGUUUAGAACAUUUUGAUUGCUCUUGGGCGUGAGUUGGGUUAAAUGUCUCUGUCCUUAAAAUGC